AUGAGAGGUCAGUUACAAAAUCUAGCUACCGCAUGUGACAGAACUGGAAUUUCUGAUCGAUCUGCUGCAUUUAUUGUUAACGCUGCCUUGCUUGAUUUGAAUGUUAUUGGUACAGACGAUUCAUCAAAAGCAAAAUACGUUGAGAGCGAAAAAAAUUGGAUGCGAUGGCACAGCGGUAAACACGGGACACAAAAAUGGAGUCAUUGUUUUACUAGAAAAACACCUGAAAUGACCUUUGCAAUGAUGUGCUCCGUAAUUUCUGCUGGUACGGUAUCACCAAACUUAGCUAUUAAAGAUCCAGGAAAACUGACACAUUAUCGAUGGUUGACUUGCGCAAACAGGAUUCUUCGGUUAUAUAGUGGAACAGCUAACCCGACGAAAAACUUGAAAGAAUUAGCCAAUUUCAUCAUGAAAGUUUACGCACCAACCUGGUUUGAUAUCAAGACAAAAUUAUAUGACAUUUCUUCAAAAUGUCUUCUUGAAAUUAAAAUGUAUCCUUGCCACACUCAGGCAGUAGAAAGCAAACUCAAGGAUGCGGUUGCCAUCUUCAUUCCGUUCUCUAUAGCCAAAACCGCCAUGUACGUUGUCAAAACCAUCUGUUUUCUCUACAACGUGGCCAUUGAGAUUGCCUCCAAUCAGGAUUGUUUCCGAUUUUGGUAUUGUAACGAUCCUGAUGAGUUCGACUUACCGAAUCCUAUGGCGGAGGAAUUGAAAUUAGAGUACGAAACAAUGAGUAGAAAAUUGGAUCAAUUUACAAACAAAGCCGAAUUGCAAACAGCCACUGGAGGAACGAAACCUAAUAAAGUAAAACCCGUCAAAGUGAUAAUUAAGAAAAACAUGGAAAUAAAAUUAGACAGCAAAACAUUGAAAAAACGAUGA
This is a messenger RNA of Helobdella robusta, 879 nucleotides long. RefSeq lists its product as hypothetical. The transcript is spliced from 5 exons. The coding region runs from base 1 to 879 and encodes 292 amino acids. The record is from RefSeq and is a predicted model, not a curated record. Lineage: Eukaryota; Metazoa; Annelida; Clitellata; Rhynchobdellida; Glossiphoniidae.